This is a messenger RNA of Penicillium paradoxum, 1524 nucleotides long. Its product is annotated as transcriptional regulator family TF. The transcript is spliced from 3 exons. The record is from RefSeq and is a predicted model, not a curated record. NCBI's taxonomy places the organism in Eukaryota, Fungi, Ascomycota, Eurotiomycetes, Eurotiales, Aspergillaceae. The annotation marks the transcript as partial.
AUCAACGCCAUCGAAACGUCGCUUGCUGAAAUGAAAGAACUAUUGAAAUCUCACCUUAGCAAGGACCAGUCAGCAAGAGUCUCCGCAAAUGAGAUGUUAGCAGGAAGCAAUAGAUUCAACGUGAGGAAGACCACCAACGAUGGUGAAGUCACCAUGCGCAUGCCCUCAGAGGCCAGUAUAUUGGCAACCACUGACGUCCAACCUGCGCCAAUCACAGUGGUCCGCCACGUUGGGAGUCUCAUCACCGAGCCUGUCGCAACGGGAGAAAAUAACUCACUGUUGGAAAAUAUGACCCAGAUGGGCUUGGACUCGGAGAGUUUCGCCACUGUGUUUCAGCAUGGCUUUGAGCAGAUCGCAUCGUGGUAUCCAUUCCCGCAUGAGACUCUGACGGAUCUCAAACAGAACCAUCCACUGCUCUUCGCAAUGUGCCUUCUCGCAGGAAUCAGGGCUACUGCUGGUCUCAACAACUCUGAACUGCACAUCACACUCCAUACACUGGUCAAGACCCACUUGGGUAUGAAGACGCUUGACACGCCGAUCGAUAUCUCCACCAUACACGGCAUGCUUAUCUCCAGUGCUUGGAGCUUUGGUCCGCUGGUGCCAGGUGGUCGGUAUAUUGAUAGCUGGUUGAUGAGCAGCACAACUAUUACCCAUUGCAUGCUUAGCUUCCCUUUAUCUGACCUUUUGUCGCACGCUGGCUUGUACGAUGAAACGAAUCGGAAUAUGUGCAGGAUGUGGAUUCAGGCGUCGUUGGUACAUCUGAAGUACGCAAUUGGCACCGGUCGGCCAUCAGUAGUUCCAUGCGAGCGUCUUCAUCCGUGGGCAGAAAUUGUCAAAUACCCCGGGUUUGAAACAUUUGACCGAAUUAUUGCAGCUGAGCUCAAGCUCUAUAUUCAUCUCUAUGAGGCCAUCUAUCAGACAGUCAGCUCAGUGGCCGAGGCAUGGGAUAUGGUCAAUGGAUGGGGACAUGAAUACCUUGCAGAAGGUAACAGUGUCCUGAGAUGGGCACACUCCUGCGUAUCACUUAUCCUAUCUCGAUGGGAGCUGGCAAAACACAAUCAGAGCCUGUCUUCAGACUCACUGAUGGGUAAUGAGCGCCUUAACGAACUGACCGACACAGUCAUCCGCCAUGCCCUACUAGUACUGCGGGAAAUUAUCGUCCUCUGCUCUGCAGAUACUGCAUUCGUUAGACCAACAUAUGACUACCUGCUGGCCGCAUAUGCGGGCGUGACACUAGCAGAGUACUGCGGCAGUAUAUCUGACGUGCACGCGACAUAUACGUUGAUGGAAAAUGUGCGGACACAGGCUAGGAUUCCCAGAAGUAUCGAAGGGAUUUUCAGCUGGGCAACGAACGUUGUGCGGAAGAAGGCUAAGGAUUUGCUGGAUACAAAAAUUUCGAUGGCUCCCGAUGAUACCUUUUAUUCGUAUGCAGGGUCUGUCGCCGACUGGGCGCCGUUUCGGUUUAUUGAUUCGAUGCCCACUGCUGGCUGGGAUGGAGUAAGUGGUUCUAUGCAACAGUAUUGA